AUGGAUUCAACAACCAACCUUAUAGAUCGAACUGAUGGCUACAGACCAGAAAUUAACUACCUGGUAGCCGGUGCCAGCGGGUGCGGGAAAACCACAUUCCUCGAACGGAUUACGAUAGGCAAGAUUGGUGGUGAUGACUUCCGAGUCCCCAACAAACCAUUCGUGCUCACCAAUUCCGCACAAGAGAAUUCGCCGCUUCUGAAUUUUCACGAGAGUGAGUGUGUAGAUCUAGAGCAGAAGAAAGUGCGACCAGAGGUCCUCGUACUAUGCUAUGAUAUCGGCAAUCCAGCUUCGUUAGAGGAGUUAGACCCUAUCAACCGGGAGGUAGCUAGGAUCUACGGCGCCGAUAUUGCAGUUGUGGUUAUCGGCCUCAAGAGGGAUUUACGACAUGAAAAGCAGGAAGGGGAGUUCAUUGACCCGUUGGUAGGAUAUAAAACAGCACAGGCCUUGGAGGGUGCUAUGUACUUGGAAUGCAGCGCGACAACUGAGGAACUUAUUCCUGCUGUUGUUGAGGAUUUGGUGAAGAAGGGAUUGGAUGUUAAGACAGGGAAGGCGUAUCAGGCGUCGGGGAUAGGGAACUGUAUUGUUUGUUAA
This is a messenger RNA of Orbilia oligospora ATCC 24927, 594 nucleotides long. RefSeq lists its product as uncharacterized. The coding region runs from base 1 to 594 and encodes 197 amino acids. Gene Ontology annotation, molecular function: GTPase activity; GTP binding. The transcript has 5 exons. NCBI's taxonomy places the organism in Eukaryota, Fungi, Ascomycota, Orbiliomycetes, Orbiliales, Orbiliaceae. The record is from RefSeq and is a predicted model, not a curated record.